Messenger RNA from Pochonia chlamydosporia 170, 195 nucleotides. RefSeq lists its product as hypothetical. The record is from RefSeq and is a predicted model, not a curated record. The transcript has a single exon. The coding region runs from base 1 to 195 and encodes 64 amino acids. NCBI's taxonomy places the organism in Eukaryota, Fungi, Ascomycota, Sordariomycetes, Hypocreales, Clavicipitaceae.
AUGCUGUCAGAAAAACCAAAAGAACAUAGUCAUGUCGGUAAAUGGCCAUUGCUGACGUGCACCACUGUUUGCGGGUCGAGACAGGUCGACAGAAAGAGUAGAGCCAGGCACUGGGCACAUACGAUCAGCUGCUGCGUUUCCCUUAUCAUAUCAAUGGACUGCCUUGUCGGAAUCACUUGCCCGGUGCAUGUGUAA